AUGUCGUUAAAUUGCGGUCAUUCGCUGUGUGAGAGAUGCGUUAAUGGAACCGGGGAGCAAGAGAUAAGCGUCUGUCCGAUCUGUCGCACCGACAUCACGGCGAAAGUGCCGAACUUUGCACUCCUAGGUGCGCUGGACGAAGUAUCCGAGGCUCUUCGCUCGGCUCCAGCUUCUGAGAAGUUUCUUAUAUUUGCGCGAACAAUUGAAGGAAAGCUGAUCGCGCUUGAUGAUCUUAACGAGAAUACGACGAUUCUCACCGUGAAACAAAGGCUUUGCGCCAGAACUGGGCAUUCCACGGCGGAUCAACUUUUAAUGUUCAACGGCAAUCGAUUGAUGGAAGAUCGCUCUCUGCGCCAAUCGAUGAUCAAUAAGCAUGACACGAUCGAGAUGAAAUCUCGUCGUCUUGUGACGGGAACAAAUCGUUCAGCCCCGCCAUUCCGCGAGAUUUUCGCUUCUGCAAGCCAUCGUCAUGUGUUGGAAGAAGAAGAAGAAGCCGAGGGUGGAGAGUUAGCGGCGGUGCUCGAAGAGUUGCGGUCGUUAUUCAAUAUAAUAGAUGACAAUGCGAACAGCGUGCGCCAGUCUCUAAGGAGCAGCCGGAAUUCAAGGCCGGGGCAGAAUGAAGAGUGCGCGAUUUCG
Mesorhabditis spiculigera is the source of this 636-nucleotide messenger RNA. Lineage: Eukaryota; Metazoa; Nematoda; Chromadorea; Rhabditida; Rhabditidae. The record is from the annotation of a GenBank genome assembly.